Perognathus longimembris pacificus (Pacific pocket mouse) is the source of this 5042-nucleotide messenger RNA. RefSeq names its product zinc finger BED-type containing 4 (gene Zbed4). The coding region runs from base 454 to 3894 and encodes 1146 amino acids. NCBI's taxonomy places the organism in Eukaryota, Metazoa, Chordata, Mammalia, Rodentia, Heteromyidae. The transcript has 2 exons. The record is from RefSeq and is a predicted model, not a curated record. Gene Ontology annotation, molecular function: protein dimerization activity; DNA binding.
CGUCGCGGGCGGCGGGGCCCGAGCGGCGGGAGGGGCGGCGGGGGCAGACAAAGCGGCUAAUGAAUGGGCGCGCCCUCCACGCCGUCCGCUGCCCGCCCGCGGGCCCGCGCCGCGCCCGGCCGGCGCCCAGGAAAUCCCAAAGGAUCAAGUAUGUCUUGUCAAGAUUUGGGGGAUCCCGUCUUUAAGGCUAGAAGCAAGUCUCCAUUGUGGCCACAUGUGGACCGUUAGGUGGCAGCACUGGCGUCGCGCGCGGCUCUCUGCCCCCAUGAGCUCCCGGCUCUGCCUUCCGGUGCUCGUCCUGACCAGCCAUGUUCACAGAAACCCCCUGAAAGACAGAGUCGCUAUGGAAAGGUGAAGAAGUCUGCAUUUGGGCGCCCAAGAAGGAACGUGGACAGGUUUUUAUGAACCUAGGAUACUCCCACGAUGAGGCAGCCGGGCUCGUGAUGGUUGGUCAUGGAGCAGCAGCAGGAAACCUGUCCUCCAGGGGACAGGGAUUUUAUUUCCGAGGAAGAGGACCGCCAAAUCCCUGGUCGUGACAUGGGAAGAACGGGCUUUAAAAGUGAGCCGGAGGGCGUGAGGCAGGCCGACAGUGGCGAAGAGCGGGCGGGAGUCCAGGUGGACUGCGCCUGUCAGCCCCCCGCCGAGAGCCAGGACGACUAUGGCUCCCUCUUCUCCCAGUACAGCAGCACGCUCUACAGCGUGGCCAUGGAGGCCGUGACCCAGAGCCUGCUCUCCAGCCGGCACAUGAGCUCCAGGAAGAAGUCUCCUGCCUGGAAGCACUUCUUCAUCUCUCCUCGAGACAGCACCAAGGCCAUCUGCACGUACUGCAUGAAGGAAUUCAGCCGGGGCAAGAACGAGAAAGACCUGAGCACCAGCUGCCUCAUGAGGCACGUGAGGCGGGCCCACCCCACCAAGCUCCUGCAGGAGGAUGGAAGUCUGUCUUCGGGAGCCGCCUGCCCCUCCCCCGUGGCCCUGCCCCCGCCCCCGCCCGCCGAGGGGGGGGGCCUCGGCACCACUCUGUCACCCGUCGGGCUGGUCCAGAAGGUGGCUCCUAAGAUCCCGUCCCCUGACCGAGUGACGGAGGAGUCCGCGUCCGCGGUCUCUUCGGAGGAGGCGUCCUCCGACGUGUCCAUCGCUGACAAGUACGGUCGAGACGAGGCCCUGGCGGGGUCCUCCCCCCACCUUCCCCCACUCCACGACGACGAAGCUGCGGAGAAUGUGGCGGAGCGGAGCUUGGCCCUUCCCAAGGGCUCGUCGGGGUCCAGGCGGCGGUCAGCUGUGUGGAAGCACUUCUACCUGUCCCCCCUGGACAGUUCCAAGGCGGUCUGCGUGCACUGCAUGAACGAGUUCAGCCGCGGCAAGAACGGCAAGGACCUGGGCACCAGCUGCCUCAUCCGGCACAUGUGGAGAGCGCACCGCUCCAUCGUGCUGCAGGAGAACGGGGGCGGCGUGGGCAUCCCUCCCCUGUACCCCGCGCCCCCCACCCUCCUGCCCGCCCUGCUGUCCCCCGAGGCGGAUCCAAACUCGGGGAUGCCGCCGUCGCCAGGGAAGCUGGUCAGAGGGUGCCCUUCCGCCGCCUCCUCCCCAGACAGGCCGAGUGAAGACCCGGGGGACGUGCCUGUGGUGUCAUCCUCCGACGAGCUGGCCGAGGCCUCCCUGGUGUCCUCUCCGGAGAAGCCGUCGGCGGGCCUGGCGAGUCCCAGGCAGGAGUCGGGGGCGGUCUUCCAGCAGAACAAGAAGGUCAUGAGGAGACUGAAGUCCGAGGUGUGGCACCAUUUUUCACUGGCCCCUAUGGACAGUCUGAAGGCCGUGUGUCGGUACUGCAGCUGUGUCAUCAGCCGGGGGAAGAAGGGGGACAUGGGUACCACCUGCCUGAUGCGGCAUCUGUACCGACGCCACCCGGAGGUGGUCGGGAGCCAGAAGGACUUCCUGGGUGCGAGCCUGGCCAACUCCCCGUAUGCCACGUUAGCUUCCGCAGAAAGAGCCUGCACACGGACAGACUUGCCGACAGCGGCCAGGAAGAACCACCAAGUGAUCUUCCCUGGGAGCAGCAAGAAGACCUCCAAACUGUGGAACCAUUUUUCUGUGUGCUCUGCAGACUCCACCAAGGUGGUGUGCCUGCACUGCGGCCGGACCAUCAGCCGGGGCAAGAAGCCCACCAACCUGGGCACCAGCUGCCUCCUGCGCCACCUGCAGCGCUUCCACAGCCAGGUGCUCAAGGCCGACGCUCCCAAGGCCGCGGGGCUCCGCCCCCCCGGCAGCCGGGCGCCCCUCGGCGUGGAGCCCCCGGGGCCGGCCUUCAGUGACCCCGCCCACAAGUUCUAUGAGUCUCACCCGGUUGCCAAAAAGAUCACUAGUCUCAUAGCGGAAAUGAUUGCACUUGACCUCCAGCCAUACUCCUUUGUGGACAGCGUUGGCUUUACCAGGCUGCUCGAGUACCUGGAACCCCAGUACAAGCUACCCUCCCCCUCCUACUUCUCCAGGACCGCCAUCCCGGGCAUGUACGACAGCGUGAAGCAGAUCAUCAUGUCCCGUCUGAAGGAAGCCGAGAGCGGCGUGGUCCACUUCACCUCCGGAAUUUGGAUGAGCAGCCAGACCCGCGAGUACCUGACCCUGACGGCCCACUGGGUCACCUUCGCGCCCUCCGCCCGCCCGCACUGCGGGGACCGCCACCGCUCGGCCCUUCUGGACGUGUCGCAGAUCGACUGUGACUACAGCGGCGGCAGCAUCCGGAGGCAGCUGCAGUGCUGGUGGGAGGCCUGGGUGACCUCCGUCGGCCUGCAGGUCGGCAUCACCGUCACCGACCACCCCAGCGUCGGCAAGACGCUGAGCGAGGGCAAGCACUCGAGCGUGCAGUGCUUCAGCCACACCGUGAGCCUCGUCGUGAGCGAGGCCAUCAAGAGCCAGAGGAUGGUCCAGAACCUGCUGAGCACGGCCCGGAAGCUGUGCGAGCGCGUCUACCGCUCGCCCCGGGCGCGCGAGAAGCUGGCCGAGCUGCAGAAGGCGUACGCGCUGCCGCCGCACCCGCUGCUGCAGGACGUGCCGUCCCGCUGGAGCACGUCCUUCCACAUGCUGGAGCGGCUCAUCGAGCAGAAGAGGGCCGUCCACGAGAUGUCGGUGGAGUGCAGCUUCCGGGAGUCCAUCAGCGGCGACCAGUGGGAGGUGAUGCAGUCGGUGUGCCACGCGCUGCGGCCCUUCGACACGGCCAGCCGGGAGAUGAGCGCCCGCGUGUCCACGCUGAGCCAGGUCAUCCCCAUGAUCCACGUCCUCAGCAGGAGGGUGGAGAUGCUCUUCGCGGAGACCAUGGGCAUCGACACCAUGCUGAAGUCGCUCAAGGAAGCCAUGGCGAGCCGCCUGUCCCCCACCCUCCACGACCCCAGGUACGUCUUCGCCACGCUGCUGGACCCUCGCUACAAAGCCUCCCUCUUCACAGAGGAGGAGGCGGAGCAGUACAGGCAAGACUUAGUCAGGGAGCUAGAGAUGCUGACUUCUACCUCAGAGGACACAGCUACCUCCAACGGCGGCGGCCCAGGGACCCCGUCAAAAGACUGCGGCACAGAGGAGAGCCUGUGGCUGCUCGUGGACAAGGUGAAGCACAGGGAUGGGAGGAAGAAGCUUCCAGAAGACAUGGUGCUGGCGUACUUGGAGGAGGAGGUGCUGGACCACAGCUGUGACCCCCUCACUUACUGGAGCCUGAAGCGCGCCUCGUGGCCGGGGCUGUCCACCCUGGCGCUCAGGUUCCUGGGCUGUCCCCCCAGUACCGUCCCGUCGGAAAAGCUGUUCAGCACACCCACGGAGGCUGGCGGCUGCGCCCAGCCCAGGCUCCUGACGGAGCACUUUGAAAAACUCAUCUUCCUGAAGGUGAAUCUCCCCCUGAUAUACUUCCAGUAUUGAACUUAGGACGGCGCCUCCAGGCUAGACGUGCUCGAGGGAGCACUGACUGUCCCCCGGGGGCCGUGGAGGGCGCACACCGGGCACCCGGGCCGCGUGCCGGCGCUCCCCCGCUGUGGCCGUCGAGUCCUCACCGUCUGUCCGCACGUGCCUUGCUCCUCCCGCGGCCCGGUGUCGGGCGUUUCCAGACGUCCGCCAGACACGGCCCGUCUUGUCUCUUAUGAAAUAGGAUCAUCAGGUUUUAAUUCAUAACUGUAAAGUUUUUUUUUUUAAAUUAAGGGAUAGUCAUUUGUUUUCUAGAAUGCAGAGAAGAUGUAAACAGUUUUAUUCUGUAGGCUUUUUAUUCAGUUGUGUAAAAAAAAAAAAACCAACAAAUCAGGUGCUGUAUUUUAGUUAACUAAAUGUUGCUUUGUUUGCAACAAGACGGCUUUUACGCUGUCAGACAAACCCUGUGAGCAGGAGGUGGCAGUGGAGCGAGCGAGCGAGCGAGCGGCUCUGCCCCGCCGGCUCCCGCGUCCGUGGCGGGUGGAGAGCGGGCCGCGGGCCGCUACCCUGGCGAGGCGUCUGGACGCCGGGCUGAGCCGAGCCCGGCGGCACUGCCCCGUCACGGGGUUUACCUUCAGGUUUUACAGGUAACUCAGAGAUAACCCAACUACUUACCAUGAGCUCCUUGAAAUCGGAUCCACGUGGGUAAAUCCCUACCUAGGACUUAGCCGGCGCGUGGUCUGCUACGUUUACAGCAGGGGCCUGUGGCUCGAGUCUCCACGCCCCGACGGCGUCGGGGUGCACUGACCCCGAGUGCUCAGGUCCGCCCCGGUCCUCGCGGACGCCACGGCGUCCGAGCAGGGAAGGGGCGCUCUGGGGACAACCUGAGGCACUCGGACUUCUCUCUGACCGGAAGAGCAGCCAUCACUGGGGACUGGAAUUCAGCGGAGGUCAGAGGAGAGCAGCUUUUCUUAACGUCUUUAUUUUCUCACCUCACGUCAGUUACAUAGUCCGACUGUGACGCAUCCACAUGCCAUGACCUUCUGAAGUCAUCAUGUCCUGAUACUGUACCUCUGCUCAAUGAAGUUUGCCUGGACGACGCUUUAGUGUAUUUAUAAAUGGUGAACUCAGUUUCUGAAAUUAAACUUUUUAUUUGUAAUUUCUUA